Colias croceus (clouded yellow) is the source of this 4383-nucleotide messenger RNA. RefSeq names its product tubby-related protein 4 (gene Tusp). NCBI's taxonomy places the organism in Eukaryota, Metazoa, Arthropoda, Insecta, Lepidoptera, Pieridae. Bases 147 to 4229 code for a protein of 1360 amino acids. The transcript has 15 exons. Gene Ontology annotation, molecular function: protein binding. The record is from RefSeq and is a predicted model, not a curated record.
CACGAGCACCGUACACCCGUUCAAACCUUAGCCUUCAUAAUGCACCUAAAAUGUUGAAUCUUGUCAGUGCACUACUGUCGCGAAAAUCGCGCGCGUUCCAGUGACUCGAAAGGUUGUUUUAAUUAACGUGUUGAGAUAACGUGAACAUGCAUUUACAUUUUGAGAGGAACGUAAACGCUAAGUGCGAUUGCACGAUACUGUCGUUGUCGUGGAUGGGCAAGGUUCCUGAUGAGCUGCCUGAGGAGGAGGGUUGGAAGCUAAACCGUAACAACUAUUACCAAGAGGGCUGGCUCGCGACGGGCAACGUCCGCGGCGUCGUGGGCGUCACGUUCACCUCCUCCCACGCACGACGUCCUCAUGAGCUGCCACUGCGAACAAACUACAAUCUCCGGGGCCAUAGAUCUGAUGUGAUCUUAGUGAAAUGGAACGAGCCGUACCAAAAGCUGGCAUCGUGCGACAGUUCGGGGGUAAUCUUCGUGUGGAUCAAGUACGAGGGGCGAUGGAGUAUCGAGCUGAUAAACGAUCGCAGCACUCCUGUCACACAUUUCUCCUGGUCUCACGACGGACGAAUGGCCCUCAUUUGUUAUCAGGAUGGCUUCGUAUUAGUCGGCUCGGUAGCUGGUCAACGCUACUGGUCCUCUAUGUUAUCCCUGGAUGCGCGAAUUACUUGCGGCUGUUGGACCCCGGAUGACAGCCAAGUUUACCUCGGUACUGCCUCUGCUCAGCUUGUGGUUAUGGAUGUUCAUGGAGCUAUGGUGUCGCAAGUGCAGCUCGUCGCUGAAGGUGGAAUUAUUUCAAUGGCCUGGUCUUGUGAGAAGUUUAAAAUGGAAGAAGGAGAAGAAGCAACAGAGACCAAUGGAGGACACGUGCUUGCAGUUGCUCUUGGUAGCGGCGAAAUAGUGCUUAUGCGUGGACAUGAUGACGUGAGCCCCGUAAGAAUAAACACGGGCUUGAGAGGAAACACGCUGGCCAUGGAGUGGGCUAACUCAAGAGAACUCCUUGCGGUUGCUGGUACCUUGAUAGCUGAAUCAGGUGAAGCUGAAGAUUCUCCGCCAUACAAAAAUGUGGUUAAAUUCUAUUCCGACACGGGAACUCUAAUUUAUACCGUGCCUAUUCCGUACACACAGGCACGUGUAACCGCCCUGACAUGGGGCCACGCUGCCCGUCGGCUAUUCGUCAGCGUUGGAGGCGCGGUAUGCACGGCGCGAGUAUGGCGUGUAGUUGCGCCGCUACAGUUGCUCGCACGAGUUCGUGCUGCGGCUGCACUGCGACAUCCCCGAUUAGCUGCGCGCUUGCCCUUACCUCCGAGGUUGCAACCUGCACUGGCGAGCUUGUUCGCGCAUACUAUACGGUGUAACGUACCCGAGACGAAUGAGUUACGUCGUUUCGUAUCACGGCCUCCCGCAGCGGGCGGGCGUCUCCACUGCACUAUGCUUCGACAUGACGACGAAGAAGCCGGCGCGUAUACUCUGUAUCUCGAGCAUUUGGGAGGACUUGUACCUCUUCUCAAGGGGAGGCGUACGAGCAAGAUCAGGCCGGAGUUCGUUAUAUUUGACCCGCAGGCGGAAGAAGGUUCCAUCCCGCCCGUGACCCGCGAGUCGAGCAGCAGUAGCGCUGGCAGUUCCUCCAGCAGCGGUAGUUCAGGGCGGGGCAUCCCCUCGCCCCGCGCCCGCGCGCCCCCGCCCCACACCCCGCGCACCGCCCGCCGGCGGCGGGUGCAAGAGGACUCCGCUUCGUCGGAUACCGAACGGGAAGACGCAGGAUGCUCCGGCUCGCCAAGACUACAAAGGAGACGUCGCGCCCGUGAAAGACGUAAAUCCCGCAAUUCAAGUGACAAGGAUGAAACUCCUGAUGAACUAGCUUAUAUUGAUUCACUGCCAGAGGAUGUGCGCUUAGUAGAAGUUACCUCAAACAUUUGGGGCACUAAGUUCAAAAUGCAUGGUCUGGCUAAAAAUGUGCCUGCAAAUUUAGGUCAAGUGACAUACAAGACAUCUUUAUUGCAUCUUCAGCCGAGGCAGAUGACUUUAACGAUAACAGAGUUAAGAGACGAUUAUCCAGUUGGACCUGACCCCAAUUUUAAUCCGAAUAUAUUUUCUGAAGAUGAGGAAGAAGUAUUUCAAUCCAGUGGCAAUAACUCACCAACUCAUUCAAACAACAAUAUUAGGCGAAAAUUCAAUCCUUCUAUUCUCAGUGAAAGAAUAGGCAAUACGAACAGUGUUUCACAAACAGAUACUUCCAACAAUAAUAAUAACCCAAAUCCAACUAUGGCUAGAGCUGAGUCAUACGAAGAAUUCCCUUUUAUAGAUACAAGUGAUAAUAUGAACAAUUUAACAGAAAAUGUUUAUAGCACAUCCGUGAGGCAUGCGCCGCAACCAAGUGAGAGAAGGGUAAAUAGCACUGCCACGGUACCUAAUAGACAUGCGAUAUCUCCUCUUAGAUGUGAAAGUUCUGUUCCUACUUUACAAUCACCAAAGAACGCAGUUGCACCGACUGAUAUAAUAUUUGAAAGGCCGUCUCCGCAAGCGGUCACGUGUGGAGGUAGGGGAGAUUUUUAUGGUGGAAGGACUGAUUACAGCGUGAGAGGAGAUGGCGUUUCGUUAAAAGGAAAUUUACCAAAUAAUGAACAUCAAAGCUUUAAUUUAAAUCUCAGCCUAGAACCAAGCAGACAAGUAACAAUAAAGAAAUGCGAUAAUCACGUCGCAGACAAUUGCCUUUCAAAAUUACGUAAAAAUAUAUGCAGCAGAGGUGAAUCAGCAUCUUAUGAAAUGAACACUAGAAUUUUAAAAUCAUUAUGCAAUAAGAACUACGAACAUGAAGUGCAUCCAGAUGCAAUGUGCAAAAGAAAUGAGACGUUAAAGAACUUACAAAAGGGUGAAGAUCUUAAAUACAUUGACGAGGAAACACCAGUAGAUACAAAUAUAGCUAACAUAACAGAAAAGCCUAAAGAGGCAGAGCGGAGAGUCCAAAGGACUACUACGGUAGUACCCAUUAGCCCCGUAUGUGCGAACGUUCCAAUGUAUGACACAAUGACUCGCAGUUGUAGCGUAGGCUAUCUUGACUUGGUCGAUCCUCAGGUACUCCAUGCCCAAGUUAGUUUAUCAGCACUUCGAGGAGAACCACCGCGUCGCCUUAUACUUGUCAACAACAAACGGCAUAGACGUCCCAAAAAGCAUUUCAAGACUGAUUUAAAAACAUCUGAAAGCGCUAGAACGCCGCUGAAAAAGUGUGGUAAAUCUCGCAGCUUAGAUUCCAGUGAAUUAUCGAUAACAGCUGAGAAGGGAAAGAAACAGUUAAAGACUGAUUUAAACUUAAAGGGAGACGCAUCGGUAAAUUCUAGUAGCCGCAAUAGUACGGGAGAAGAUAACAGUGGAACAAGUACUGAAGAGGGUGGCAAAAGUGGGGUGACUGCAAGGAGGUCGCGUAGGGAUUAUCCUGUAUGUACAGCGUGCAGACUUGUGUCACCGUACGAUAAAAGGGACGUCGACGCAGAAACAUACGUGUGCGUGGCGUGCAGCUCUCGUCCCACUUACACGCUGCCGGCCGCACAGCCGCAACUGACGGACAGCGACUCCGACUACAGCAAGUAUUAUAGUUCACUAGAGCAGCUAGCGCUACGUUUGCUAGCGUCUCGCGGGGGGCGCGGGUCAAGCAGUACUGCUGUGCGGGAGAGCAGCUCCGCGCCCGCGUCCCCCCGCCCCGCGCGCUCCGCGUCCCCCGCGCCCGCGUCCCCCGCAUCCCCCGCGCCACGACCGCGCAGACAUAGAUAUUCAUCUGCAUCGCCUAUACGGCAAUUGUUAAACUCACCGCUACUUAACCGCAGAAGAAAUAAGAAACCUUCGGAGAGCUCUGAUGAUGAGUUCCCGAACGGAUACAGUGAAAUCAACAGCAAGAACUUUAGGGACCUAGAAAGUUUUCAGAAGGCGCAAUUGAGGAAUAAGAUAAAACGCGCGGGAAACGCAACCGCCACAGACCGCAGUACGCGGCGCCAACUCGUGAUGCACAACAAGGCGCCCAUGUGGAACGAGAACAGCCAAGUGUACCAGCUCGACUUCGGCGGCCGGGUCACACAGGAGUCCGCUAAAAACUUUCAGAUUGAGUAUCAUGGCAAACAGGUGAUGCAGUUUGGCCGCAUCGACGGCAACGCGUACACCCUGGAUUUCCAAUAUCCAUUCUCGGCUCUCCAGGCUUUCGCAGUUGCUUUAGCGAAUGUGACGCAAAGACUUAAAUGAGCACUCGCUGUAACCUACAGCAAGCGAUUGAGAUCGUAUGGUUUUUAUAACCGCUGUGGGGCUUAAACACGACAACAGAAAACAUAUAAAAUCAUUUCACCAAUCAGAAACACGGAAUUAUUUCCCUCUCGUCAAGCAGACUGUUUAUUGGUGG